This is a messenger RNA of Rana temporaria (common frog), 1953 nucleotides long. It is a transcript of the gene EI24, whose product is annotated as EI24 autophagy associated transmembrane protein. Gene Ontology annotation, cellular component: endoplasmic reticulum. NCBI's taxonomy places the organism in Eukaryota, Metazoa, Chordata, Amphibia, Anura, Ranidae. The coding region runs from base 204 to 1208 and encodes 334 amino acids. Gene Ontology annotation, biological process: macroautophagy. The transcript is spliced from 11 exons. The record is from RefSeq and is a predicted model, not a curated record.
CUCCGGGACUCCAACUCCCGGCAUGCCCGGCGCGCUCGGACAUGCGCAGUGCGGGCGUGGCCCGGCUUGUUGUGUUAGGAGCCGGAGGUUACUGCAGGCCCAGGGGUGUGCAAGCUCCCCCAUGAUGAUCUCUUGUGGGCCGCUGAGUUUCCUUUUUCCCUUCAGCUGAUAGUAAAGCAACUGAUGUGGUACAGAGGUGGAAAAUGGCCGACAGCUUGAAAAUCUUUCUCCAGGACCUCGUCCGGGGUAUUAAAGAUUCCAUUUGGGGAAUUUGUACGAUCUCUAAGCUCGAUGCGCGGAUCCAGCAGAGAAGAGAGGAGCAGAGGAAGAGACGGGCAAGUAGUGCCCUGGCCCAGCGGAGGGCUCAGACCGAGGAGAGGAAGCCGGAGAAUGAACCGCGUAUUGUCACCCGAAUAUUUCAGUGUUGUGCGUGGAAUGGUGGUGUAUUCUGGUUGAGUCUGUUUUUGUUCUACCGAAUGUUCAUCCCGCUGCUGCAGUCUGUCACUGCGCGCAUUAUUGGCGAUCCCUCCUUACAUGGCGAUGUCUGGUCGUGGUUGGAAUUCAUCCUGACGUCGGUGUUCAGUGCCCUCUGGGUUCUGCCACUCUUUGUGCUAAGUAAAGUGGUCAAUGCCAUUUGGUUUCAGGACAUAGCAGAUUUGGCAUUUGAGAUGUCCGGCAGAAAAGCACAGGCUUUCCCCAGCGUCAGUAAAAUUAUUGCCGACAUGUUAUUUAAUCUCCUGCUUCAGGCUCUCUUCCUCAUCCAGGGAAUGUUUGUCAGCCUGUUCCCGAUCGAUGUGAUUGGACAGAUUAUUAGUCUUCUGCACAUGUCUCUGCUCUACUCCUUAUACUGUUUUGAGUAUCGAUGGUUCAACAAAGGAAUCGAGAUGCACCAACGGUUAUCCAACAUCGAACGCAACUGGCCCUAUUACUUUGGAUUUGGUUUACCCUUGGCCUCCUUGACAGCCAUGCAGUCAUCUUAUAUCAUCAGCGGCUGCCUGUUCUCCAUCCUCUUCCCGCUCUUCAUUAUCAGUGCUAACGAAGCAAAAACGCCUGUUAAAGCUUAUCACUUCCAGCUCCGCCUCUUCUCGCUGGUGGUCUUCCUCAGUAACCGGCUUUUUCACAAGACCGUCUACCUGCAGUCGUCACUCGGCACCUCCCCCAGCCCGCACCCAUCUCCUGCCAAACACAAGGCCUCAUUAGGGCAUUGAUUCAAGUUGAGGGGGGGAAAUGGAGUCCGUCCCCUGCUGCCAUGUUUUUUAACUCUUGACUGACGGGUGUUGUGCCACGUUGGUUAAUCUUGUGUUUUUUGUUCUCUUUUUGUUUUUUGAUUUUUUUUUCUUCCUUGUUGCUGAGCCCUUUAGUCCUGGAGCCGUUGUAUUCUUCAAAAACUCAUGUGUGUGUGUCGUACUUGUGCAUCAAACGUCGGCAUUGCCCACUUUUUACACUCUGUAAUUUGAAAACCUUCCCCAACGUUGGCAUUUAUUUAUUUUUAUUUUUUUAAAUGCACAGCGCCAUCUAUGGAUGUCGGCGCAUAAUUCUGUUUUCCUGUUUGAUGAUAGCACAUGAAAAUAUUGAAAGACUGAUGGGAAUCGUCCAGCUACAGGAAAAGAUUUAUGGGGAUUCCCUAUUAAUAAGUGUCACAUCUGUGCAAAAUGUUGUGAGUGCCAGGUUUAGAAGUCUUUCAUAGCAGAUGUAAAAUACGGUUUAUUUCCAGUAGUUACUGAGCACUGGGGCUUCAGCACUCAGGGAAGGAGGGGUUAAUUACCUAAUUACAAUUUUUUUUUUUAAUACCUUCAUGUUAAUUAUUUGUGUGUAAUUGAGCUAUGGACAAAACAGAUCUUUGUCUGACCAUUUUUGUGAUUUUAAAAAGCAGCAAAUGAACAAUUUCUAUGUGACUGGUGUCUUCUGCCUGUGAUAUUUGGAGAUAUUCUAAUAGAUGGCGUCUUUUCAACA